This is a messenger RNA of Heterotrigona itama, 4147 nucleotides long. Lineage: Eukaryota; Metazoa; Arthropoda; Insecta; Hymenoptera; Apidae. The record is from the annotation of a GenBank genome assembly.
AAAAAAAAAAAAAAAAAAAUACUUAGAAUUUUAUCUCACCUUUACUUUUACAUAAUUAUUUCAUUAUUAAAAAUUACAAUAUUCAACAUUUAUUUCACAUUCGAUUUAUUUCGCGUUAAUAUAGAAUUGUGAAGGAAGUACAGCAGCGCCUCUAUGAAUUUCAAUGCCCAAUAACGACGAAAAUGAAUUUCCCCUCAUUCCUCUUCUUCGGCGCGUAUUUAUUCGUAAUAAACAAUUAAAACUCUCUCGUCGUUGAAUAAAUUCAUCUUCAUUGAUUUUCCAUUACUUCUUUCCUUUUUCACUUUUCUAUCCUCUACUUUCCUUCUUUAUCCGCCGCAGCAUGUUUCUGUCUCUGUUUACAGCUAUUGAAGCGACGCGGUGGAGCGCUUCGUUAGCUAUAAAAAGAACUGCCUUCAUUGCAAUACGCAUUAGCCGUUGCGUCGUUGUGGUGGAUAGGUGACGUAAUUCAUUGUUUUCCUUCUCAACGAAAUAGUCUAAAUUAAAGAUAAAAGGUAGAGUAACGACAUCGCAAUUCUACUCGUUAAUCGGUGGAUAUCACUUACCGCGUACGAUCAGUUCCAGUGGUACAUAACCAAAAAUACAUGUAACAGCCAAAUCGUAACUUCUCGAAAUACGUAUGUUACAUACUAUCGUGGUGCUAUUGUGUAACCGUGUUUAUCAGCCGUGGCGGUAAAAGUGAUUACGUCGUUACAUCAAAUCGUACAAAUUUCUGUUCAAAGUUUCGAACUCUGUUUUCAAUUGAGGACGUAACAGAGUGAAAACACCGAGACGAGCAAAACACUUCACACUGUGCCCUUACUUUCGGUGGCAUGAGAGACUGUCGUGACGAAUGCGAAUCGAAUAAACUAAAGGAGUUGAACACCGAAGAAAGAAAAAAGGAAUAGAAGAAGACGCGCCGAGUCGUUGGGACCGUGAUAUAUUGUUGAGCAGAGUGAUUUUGAUAUCUAGCAUUGAAGGACUGAUCUCGCUGCUUUUAUCCUCGGCACUACGUCGGUAUGAAAUAACAAGAGGCUUGAUUUGAUCUACAAAAUCGACAACGACAGUAGAGGCGGCGACAGCCUGAUUUCAUAGCGUCCGUACUCAGUCCUCAGUGCAGGCUAGUCGGGCGCUCGGUAGUCGUUGUCUUGACGAUUUCUCAACGCUCGUUUCUUCCGAUAAAUCUUUCUUUCGAUGACACGACAUUUCAUUACUCGAAAGAUUCCUUGGACGUCGGUAUAAUUUCCGGAUAGUUAAUCAGCGAGAAAAUUCAAGUACGUCUUCCGAGGGCGUUUGUGAGAGAGGUUAUCUUCAAAUAAACAAAGCGGAAAAGAUAGAAAUUUCUUGUGUUUUAUUUCUUUCGGUUCACUACGUUCUUCGUAGACUCUGGCAAAGAUUGUAAAAUCAGCAAGGAAAAUCAACGAGGGUCAAUCAAAGGGUCAAGAAAGUUAAGAGAAAGAUCCGGAAGGUUUUAAGAAGCAAAAGAUUGUUCGAUACACAAAGCACAAACAUGGCGGCGGACAUGUGCAUGCAGCAGAAUUGCACCGAUUCCACUGGAUUUCUAUAUGACAUGAUUAUAGAGAUAUGGUCGCCAUGGGACGCGGUGGAACAUUUAAAUUACACACCAUGGCUGUUUUCUUUGCUUGGAAGUACCGUGAUCGGACUGACUGGUAUUUUCCCGCUAUUGAUCGUCCCCAUCCAAGAAGGUGCCGAUUUGAAAACUGGAGAUAGCGCUGGUAUGCUGAAAAUGUUGCUGAGCUUCGCAGUCGGCGGCCUCCUGGGCGACGUUUUCUUGCAUCUGCUACCGGAAGCAUGGGCAAAUGACUCUUUGAACAAAACAACGGGUGCUGGACAUCAUCCGUCGAUGACCUGUGGUCUAUGGGUGCUAGGAGGUUUCUUGGUAUUCGUCAUAGCGGAGAAACUGUUCGCUUUCGAGCAGGAGACCGGCGUCGAGGAUACGUCUAUUAAUAACGCGAAACUUUGCGAGAAAACAAACACCGAAGUUGAGAAGGAAAUGGAGAACAAUAAUUGUAUUAAUUUGAUCGGCAAUAAUCCGAAGAAUGGUUCGAAGCUUCACAAUGACUUUUCGAAAGUCAUUAACGAGUUGCAGCUAGGAAAGAGGAACGGAUACUCCCAAUUGCCAAAUGGUUUCAAAGAUGUGCACAAGAAUGGCUUCGUUACCAAUGGCAUCAAGCCAGUAUUAAUAUGCAGUGAGUUGUCAAAUACACUGGAAAGUUCACCGUUGGACGAAGCAAAUGAUUAUUUGAAGAAAUUUGCAAGGAACACCAACGGUUUCGUGACUGAAUUGUCGAACGGUUGUUCCAAAAAAGACAACCCGGACAAAGCUUCUGACGAUCAACAACAGACUGUUGCAAAUGAAAAGCCUAAGCAUAUAAGUGGCUAUCUUAAUCUAAUAGCCAAUGUUAUAGACAACUUUACUCAUGGGUUAGCUGUGGGUGGUUCUUUCCUCGUGUCCUUCCGUUUGGGUGUCCUUACCACAUUCGCUAUUCUCAUACACGAAAUUCCACACGAGGUUGGGGAUUUUGCGAUAUUAUUACGCAGCGGAUUCAACAGAUGGGACGCUGCGCGGGCGCAGCUUCUUACUGCUACUGGUGGCAUUUUUGGAGCUAUGUUUGCCGUAUUUUUCUCCGGUGGUGAAAUAGGAGAAAAAACGAAUUGGAUAUUACCCUUUACUGCGGGUGGCUUCCUUCACAUCGGCAUGGUGACCAUUCUACCUGAAUUGCUUAAAGAAACUAGUCCCAAAGAAUCAUUAAAGCAAACAGUUGCGUUGCUCUUCGGUAUUAUCCUGAUGGCAGUUUUGACGAUUCUUUGUGACUAAUAGAAUUGCUUCGUUUUGUAAUAGCAUUAGAUUUCAUUUGUUGGUAUACAUCGACGCGUGUCAAGUGAAAGUUUUUGUUUCCAUUUUAACAUCCCUUAAUACAUGUCGGAACAAAUAAUUCGAGUUUGCCAUAAGAAAUUCUACAGCGUAAUACUUGUUGCUCAAUGAUGGAAUGAUCCAGACCGGAAGACAACGGAGACGAGGAACGACUGACUAAAUUCCUGUAGAAAUGAUGCAACUUUUGUACUAAUCUUAAUUUGAUAUAGGAUACAUUAAAAAUAUGUUCACAUUUGGAUAAUACAAUAAAAUAACAUCGAUCUCCUUUUGCGAUAGUUAAUGUUCUUCUAGUAGUGAGAAGCGAAGAAAAUAUUUGUAUAAGUUACUUUUAUAUUUUUCGAUCGUUUAUCGGGGAUCGUAUUAUUGGUAAUUUGGUAUCAUCGAUCUAUAUUGUUAUAAAUCUGGCAUAGUUUAUACAUAAAUACACAUGUUCCUCCAUAAACUAUCGAAAAUGUGUUGCAUGAAACGUCAUUCCGUUUCUACGAUAUCGACUUACUUUACACUUAAUCUUUGUUAUCUAGACGCUAUAUCGUGAAACCAGUAUUGACAUGUGACUUUCACGUUAUAAAACAUCAUCAUGUACAUAAUGUUUAUGCUUCCUUGUUUACUGUUGAAAAAAAAAUGGAAAUUCAAAAAAAAAAUUUGUAAAUUACGUAUAGAAAAAUACAUGAGUAUAUAUUUUGUGGGUACAUGCAUUAGUUUAAUCGAUGCGUGCAUUUCAACUGAUGUAUAUUUUAAGUUCCUAUAAUUAAAUGUAAAUAAUGUAUCGAACUCUUAACCACAUUAUUGUGAAAAUAACAUAUUCCUAAAGAUGAACAUAAACAAGUUUGUAUAUCAGGUCACAGCAGAAAUAAUAUACAAAAAGUAAAAUCGGUAUAUAGAUAUAGGAUCAUUGCAUUUAAUAAAAUUUUAAAGUUUAUGUAAACUCAACUAUUUUAAAGAAGUUACGAAGUAAGAUGAGUUAUUGAACCGGAGGAGAUUCCAUCUAUUCUCCACAGUCUCCUGUAUUAUCUAAAAGUGCGAGUUUUAUAAACCAAACAAAACAAUCCUUGUACUUAAAGGAUUAUUCUUUCACAACAAAACUGUUGAUGCAUGAGCGUCUUUUUUAAGCACAUGUAAAUAGAAAUUUGGAAUUUACAAAGUUGUAUUAAUCAGCGAUUUGGCAAAUAUAUUUUCUAUAAACUAUGACUUCAUGAGAAAAUUGUUCAUGUAAUCAUUAUUAUUUGUAAAUAAAGUAUUUUAUUCUAUAAUACA